This is a messenger RNA of Melospiza melodia melodia, 1250 nucleotides long. It is a transcript of the gene MALSU1, whose product is annotated as mitochondrial assembly of ribosomal large subunit 1. Bases 1 to 624 code for a protein of 207 amino acids. NCBI's taxonomy places the organism in Eukaryota, Metazoa, Chordata, Aves, Passeriformes, Passerellidae. The transcript is spliced from 4 exons. Gene Ontology annotation, cellular component: mitochondrion. The record is from RefSeq and is a predicted model, not a curated record. Gene Ontology annotation, biological process: negative regulation of translation; negative regulation of ribosome biogenesis. Gene Ontology annotation, molecular function: ribosomal large subunit binding.
AUGUGGCGGGCGCUGGCAGGAGCGCGGCGGCUCCUGCGGCCGCUCGGGGCCGCGGCCGGGGGCGCCCCGCGGGCGGAGCCGCCGCCAUCCCGGGCCCCGCCGGGUCGGGGCUGCGCGGCGGCGGCGGCGGGAGGCGGAGCCGGGCCCGGGGCGCUGGGGGCGGCGGAGCAGCGCCAGCCGGCAGAUACUGUUCUUCCCAAGUUCAACAUUGACUUGGCUGUAGCACUGCUGAGGCAGGAAAAUGCUAAAGACAUCUGUGUCAUCCAGCUAUCUCCAGAACUAAAAUACUGUGAUUAUUUUAUAAUUGUGAGCGGAUUUUCAACACGGCAUCUUCAUGCAAUGGCAAAUUACAUGCUGAAAAUGUACAAGCAUCUCAAAGAAGAAGGUGGUCCUCAUAUUCAGAUUGAAGGAAAAGAGACAGAUGACUGGCUGUGCAUUGAUUUUGGUAACAUAGUGGUUCAUUUCAUGCUGCCAGAGACACGAGAGGUUUAUGAACUGGAGAAGCUGUGGACUCUUGGUCCCUAUGAUGACCAGUUAGCACAGAUGAUUCCACAGUCCCUGCCAAAGGACUUUAUCUUUGGACUGACUCCCAACAGCAGUGAUCAUCUUGAGACAAGAACUUAAAGCAGCUACUGCAUGGAAAGAGGACGAGAGUGCCUGAGUCACAGAGUCUUGAGAGCUGAGUAGUCAGUACAGUUGAUCAGUACAAAACUGUGGUUUUAUUGGGUGUGCCCAGGUAGAGUUCUGAGCAAGCUAAAGUGAGCAGCAUCAUAGAAUCAUUAAGAUUGCAAAAAACUCUCAAGAUUAGAGUCCAACCAUGAAAUGUCAAAGGAAUCCUAUCAGAGCUUCCCAGGAGAGCCAUUGGCUUAGUGGAGUUUGCAGUGAGAGGAGCGGGGCGAAGACAGCUGCUUAAGCUGGAACUCUUGCUCAGCCCCUAGAGUAAUUGUUUUUCUAAUAUCUUUGGAAGACACCCUGUAGUGGCAGUGCAAAACAGAAUGGAGUGCUGCAAGGAAAAACUGUGAAAUACUACAGUUGAGAUGACUCUUCUUGUGUUGAGCCAUUUGCUUCUGGUCACAAUAAAGCAAGUCAUGGUCUGAAGGGGGGACAGAAAACAAACUGGUGUUACUGAGAACAUAAAAGCCAAGAGCAACAGUGACAAAUAAAUGUGCUUUGAGUUAUCAGAACAGUAAAUCAGUUUUCCAGCCAAGGCAAACCUGGUUUUAAUAAUAAUAAAAAAGCCCCAAACUGAA